Messenger RNA from Pecten maximus, 2042 nucleotides. RefSeq lists its product as uncharacterized. The coding region runs from base 106 to 1713 and encodes 535 amino acids. The record is from RefSeq and is a predicted model, not a curated record. Gene Ontology annotation, biological process: positive regulation of DNA-templated transcription. Gene Ontology annotation, molecular function: zinc ion binding; ubiquitin-protein transferase activity. The transcript has a single exon. Gene Ontology annotation, cellular component: nucleoplasm; chromatin. Lineage: Eukaryota; Metazoa; Mollusca; Bivalvia; Pectinida; Pectinidae.
UGUGUUACUUAUUGCGUCAUUUCUUUGUUAUACAGAUACACAGAUACACAAGAGGAUCCAGAGUGUCGCCGAACUCCAUCUUGUCACGCUUAAUUACUAAUAGUCAUGGCUUCAAAACUCGGCCGCUCAAUUAUCAAAGCCCAGCGUCCUAUUAGACCCAAAGGACAAGUAAAGUGUGAAGUCCACAAACAAAAUGAAGUCGUACUUUUAUGUCAGGACUGUAAAAUGUUAAUCUGUACAAAGUGUUCUAUUACCCUCCACAAACAUCAUAUUGAUAGUUUUCUGGAGAUAUCUGACAUCAAAACACGACACAAUCAAAUACUCCAGGACUUUGUCAAUGAGACAGAAAAUGUAAAUAUUCCAAAACUUAACCAAGAAAUAAUUUCAUCUCGAACAAAAAAGAGUUCAUGUAAACCUAGGUACGAUAAACUUCGCAAAAACAUCAUUGACAAUACUAAAAAAUGUAAGUUAGAGUUAGACAAAAUCACGGAGGAUUAUAUCGCACUUUGUGACAAGAUGGAGGUGGCGGCCAUGGACCUGAUACAGACCCACAUCACAGACCUGGAGAGUAGACUGAAAACUUUGAGGGACCUCUCAUCAGAGUAUAAACAGGCUCUCCAGACAGGAACCAGUGUACUCGUGUACGACUCGGUAACAGAAAUCCGGGAAAUGGAUCCAGACAUCCCACCGACACCUAACAUAGACAUGGCACAGUUUACUCCGGGUAUGGACAGACUAAGUCACCUAAAACAGGCCCUCGGGAACCUCAAACUUACUACUGACCAUCUCCAGGCAGGAUCGGCAACUAGUGGUCACUCCGACCAACGUCCAGUAGUCCGACCAAAACAGUCUACAGAGGCUGGUCAAGCGUCCACUGGAGAAGUCCGGUACAAACUUCGUGACCGUCCAACCGUCAUGUCUCAGUUCCCAUACCCGGGUAACAUCACGUCGAUCUGUCCUACAUCUGAUGGACGUGCGUGGAUGUGUGACUAUAUCACCAACACAGUAAAUCUCAUCGACAACCAAGGUCAGGUCAUACAGACGGUACGACACAGCAGUAGGAUCAGGGACAUCAGUCUGGACCCCACCACAGGUCGUCUGUGGUUCUGUUGUUGGGAUGAUAACACUAUCUGUGAAGUAUCUACACCAUCUACACCAGUCACAAGAUUCACUACAGAGGAUCACCCAUACAGUCUGUGUGUGACCAGGGAGGGUCGGGUAGUGGUGGGUACACGGGGUAGACAGGGGUACAAGGUGGGGGUGUAUACAGUGGACGGUCAGGUGUUACAUACACACAUUGUGGAGGGGUACGUAUGGUCAAUAUCACAAUGUGGUGUUACAGGUAAUAUAGCUGUAGUAGUGGAUGGUAAACGUAUCAUUGUGUACAACCCAACACUCCAGUCACUGGUCAACUACCAGGGGGAGGGGAUACAGGCCCGGGGGGAGGGGAUACAGGUACGGGGGUCGGUCACACCAGACGAGUUUGGUCCUCGUACAGUUGUAUAUGACAGUAAGGGUAAUAUUGUUAUUGCUGACCAGACAAGGAAAACAAUAGAACUGAUAAGUGGAGCAGGGAAGUACAUAAAAACACUUCACACAAACAAAGUAUACCAGGGACCAGUAGGUAUACAGAAGGGUGAUGUGUUGUGGUCAAACUUAGAGUUAGAUACAGGAGAGUGGGGACUCAAACUCCUCAAGUAUUAUAGUGACUGAGUGACUCAACCUUGAGUGUGGAUACAGACAGUUUAUAUCAGUGGACUUAAACAACAUGAACUUUACAUUACUGUAUCAUCACACGUUUAUCAAAUUGUAUGUACACAUUACAAAAGGCAUGUAAUUAAUGUUAUUUACCGUUAAAUGUACGGUCAAUAUGAUGUGAUUCACACGUCCCUGCCAUACAUUUCAACUUCUGUUUCUCAACAUGUAGAAUGUGUUUAUCGUUAAAUGUUUUGUAAAUAUAAUUUUAUCAAUAUGUACAUACAGACCGCGGAUUAUAACCACGUCACUGUGAUACAUUUCAACUACUGUAAUGAAAUCUGAAA